AUGAAAGAUAUUUCCGAAACUUUCUCUCGUCAACUAAGUUGUUCCGCCGUCUCCGUCGCCCAUAAGCCCGCAUUCUCCCUACGCGCAAUCCUCUGCCGAGCAAAGUACCCUCUGCCCGUAGACCAGGUAAGCAACGUCUAUUACCGCAUACCAUGCACCGGCUAUCCCUGUGUUUACGUGGCCACGCAGGCCGACGUCACGGGACUCGCAUCAUCGAACAUGGCUGGCGAGAAGUUUUAUCACUCGUAUCUGCGCACACCCUUGAGUGUGAUCACCUCUUCAACUGGGACGGUACCGAGGUGA
Dibothriocephalus latus is the source of this 303-nucleotide messenger RNA. Lineage: Eukaryota; Metazoa; Platyhelminthes; Cestoda; Diphyllobothriidea; Diphyllobothriidae. The record is from the annotation of a GenBank genome assembly.